AUGGCAUCUUCAUUGUUGGGAAAUGGUGGAUCCAAGAGAGCAAGGGGAGAGAUUAAGCCCUGGAAGGUUCUUCACCUAUGGCGGCCGAAGAGGACAAGCCGUGCUUUCGACGGUCUGGCGGAGACGGUCAACUCCAAGUCUGUGCCCAUCGAGUCUGUUAACUUCUCAGAUGCGUGCUCUCGCGUUUCUGUUCUUUUUGGAUGCCUUGGGAUCGCCUUCAAGUUUGCCGAGAGGGAUUACGUCUCCAAGGUAGAAGAUCUUAAAGAAGCGGCAAAAUCUAUUUCAACGUUGCAAUCUAUGCUUGAAUUAGACAUCAGGACCGAUUGUGUAAGGCAAGGCGGGAGUCAUUCACGAAAUCUUCUUAGGGUGAAGCGCGGAAUCGACAUGGUCAAAGUGCUUUUUGAGGAAAUCCUAGUAGCAGAUGGGAACUCUCUCAAGGAUCCUGCAUCCAUAGCUUAUUCCAAAGUUUUUGCUCCUCAUCAUGGGUGGGCAAUUAGAAAGGCAGUUGCUGCUGGAAUGUACGCCCUGCCCUCUAGAUCCCAACUUUUGAAGAAGCUAAAUGAAGAUGAGGAAUCAGCUAGAGUUCAGAUGCAGAAAUACAUAACGUCGUCGGGUCCUGUCAUUCGCUAUGUCGAAGAGCUUUUCCUCGCACGAGAGUUGGGCAUAGAUUGGUGAAAAAUAAGUCCUUCAAGAAAUGUCUGCAAUUACAAAUUGUUGCUGAUUUUUUCUUUUGAUCAUUCUUGGCUCAAAUCAUUGAGGCUGAUGCAGGUCUGAAUAUCUAACAUUCUGAUUAGAAACAUUUGUGAGAUUAUUAUUGUAAUUUUCUAAAUCUUAUGUACAUUAUUUAUAUGAAACUAUGGUUUUUUUUGUUGAAAACCAUGGAAUUGAAGGUGAAAGACAAAUAAAUUGUGAUUAACAACAUGAUUAGGAGUGGAGCAAAGCUAUGUAUUGGUCCUACAAAACACUUUCUUGUGAAGCAAAUCUUAGUGUUGAUUGGUUGGG
Phalaenopsis equestris is the source of this 1002-nucleotide messenger RNA. RefSeq names its product accelerated cell death 11. The transcript has 5 exons. Bases 1 to 675 code for a protein of 224 amino acids. Gene Ontology annotation, biological process: intermembrane lipid transfer; ceramide transport. Gene Ontology annotation, molecular function: ceramide 1-phosphate binding; ceramide 1-phosphate transfer activity. The record is from RefSeq and is a predicted model, not a curated record. Gene Ontology annotation, cellular component: cytosol; cytoplasm; membrane. NCBI's taxonomy places the organism in Eukaryota, Viridiplantae, Streptophyta, Magnoliopsida, Asparagales, Orchidaceae.